Messenger RNA from Merops nubicus (carmine bee-eater), 2031 nucleotides. It is a transcript of the gene ZC3H12C, whose product is annotated as zinc finger CCCH-type containing 12C. Gene Ontology annotation, cellular component: nucleus; cytoplasmic ribonucleoprotein granule. Lineage: Eukaryota; Metazoa; Chordata; Aves; Coraciiformes; Meropidae. The coding region runs from base 1 to 2031 and encodes 676 amino acids. Gene Ontology annotation, molecular function: metal ion binding; RNA endonuclease activity; mRNA binding. The transcript is spliced from 6 exons. The record is from RefSeq and is a predicted model, not a curated record.
AUGGUCACUGCAGCCAAGACUGCUCCUGACCUUCACAUCUCUGAGCAGUUCUUCCUUGCUUACUUGUUUAUACGAUUUGCUAUUGGAGUUAUUCUAGGUGCGGCCACAGCAAAGCAGAGGCAUAUAAUAAGGAAUUCUAAUGUGUGUUUCAGCCAUGGGAACAAAGAAGUAUUUUCUUGUCGAGGAAUCAAACUGGCAGUAGACUGGUUUUUGGAAAGAGGCCACAAGGACGUUACCGUGUUUGUGCCAGCAUGGAGGAAAGAACAGUCAAGACCUGAUGCUCUUAUCACAGAUCAAGAAAUCCUGCGUAAGUUAGAAAAGGAGAAGAUUCUGGUGUUCACGCCGUCCCGCCGGGUGCAGGGGAGAAGGGUGGUGUGCUACGACGACCGCUUCAUCGUGAAGUUGGCCUUUGAGUCAGAUGGCAUCAUUGUUUCUAACGAUAACUACAGGGAUCUAGCCAAUGAAAAGCCUGAGUGGAAGAAGUUCAUAGAUGAACGCUUGCUGAUGUAUUCGUUUGUCAAUGACAAAUUUAUGCCUCCGGAUGAUCCUCUUGGCCGACAUGGUCCAAGUCUGGACAAUUUUCUUAGGAAGAAGCCUAUUGUGCCAGAACAUAAGAAGCAACCGUGUCCAUACGGGAAGAAGUGUACAUAUGGACACAAAUGCAAAUACUAUCAUCCAGAAAGAGGAAAUCAGCCUCAACGUGCCGUAGCUGAUGAACUUCGUGCCAUGUCUAGAAGCACAGCUGCCAAAACUACAAGUGAAGGAGGACUGGUAAAAAGCAAUAGUGUUCCCUGUAGCACUAAAAACGAUGGCACUUCUGAGCUGAAGCGUGCUGCUCCAAAGAGGCAAUCAGAUCCUAGUAUAAGGACUCAAGUCUAUCAAGACUUGGAGGACAAGCUUCCCACCAAAAACAAAUUGGAAACCAGGUCUGUACCUUCUUUAGUUAGUAUACCAAGUUCCUCUGCUGCAAAACCCCAAAGUACCGCACCUUUAACUAACGGCCUUCCAUCUGGAGUUCACUUCCCACCUCAGGAUCAAAGACCACAGGGACAGUAUCCUACAGUGAUGAUGGCAACCAAAAAUCAUGGAACGCCAAUGCCUUACGAUCAGUAUCCAAAAUGUGAGUCCCCUGUGGACGUAGGGUAUUACUCUAUGCUGAGUGCAUACUCAAAUCUCAGCAUGUCUGGUCCCCGUAGCCCUGAAAGGCGCUUCUCCCUGGACACGGAUUACAGGAUCAGCUCCGUGGCUUCCGACUGCAGCAGCGAGGGGAGCGUUAGCUGUGGCAGCAGCGACUCCUACGUGGGUUACAGCGAUCGCUCCUACAUGAGUUCGCCUGACCCGCAGCUGGAGGAGAACCUGAAGUGCCAACAUAUGCACCCCCACGGCCGCCUUAACACUCAGCCCUUCCUGCAGAGCUACCACGAGCCUCUCGCAAGAGUGCAGAGCUAUAGCCACGAAGAACCAAAGCAUCACCACAAACCUCCCAUUCCGUACAUGCCUGUGCAUCUACAGCAUCCGACGGUCGGCGCCCGCUCUAGCUGUCCAAAUGACUACUCCGUGUCCCAGAGUUCGUCCCACUCCAAGAGCGUGCAUCUGGGGAGAGCCCUCGUGUCCACCAGAAUGGACAGCGUCUCGGACUCGCGCCUGUACGACAGCUCCCCGCUGAGGCACAGGAAGCCUUACCCUGGGCAGGACGGGCUGGGGGGCUGGGAGCGGCAGAGCUACGGGAUGGAUGCCUAUGGCUACCGCCAGACCUACUCCCUGCCCAGUAACCCCACGCAGCCCUGCUAUGAGCAGUUUGCCUUCCAAAGCUUACCCGAACAGCAGGACCAGGCCUGGCGCGUCCCCUACUGUGGAAUCCCUCAAGACCCCCCGAGGCACCAGGACACCCGGGAGAAGGUUUACAUUAACCUCUGCAACAUCUUCCCCCCUGAUCUGGUGAGGAUCGUCAUGAAGAAGAACCCCCAUGUGACGGACGCUCAGCAGCUCGCUGCAGCCAUCUUAGUGGAGAAAUCUCAGCUAGGUUAUUAA